AUGCAAAUGUCUCAAGUAAGACAACAACCAAUUUCAUGGUCAUCAGAACUAAUUCGAGUUCAUCGCCAAUUACAAAGUUCGGGAUUGUAUUAUUGUGGUAGUGAUAAAAAUUGUAUGCAACAAGUUACUGUUGAAUGUCCACCAGGACGCAUUAUUGGGACUUUAUUCGGUACUGAUCGAACAACAGAAAUAGGAUCAAUUGAUAAGUUAUAUCCGAACAGUAUGCAAAUAUCUUCAGCAAAUCCAGUUGCUUUCACAUUGAACUUUCCAAUGAAUCUUGAUACUAAUAUGAAAAUAUUGGUACUUGGUGCUCUCUUUCUUAUUGAUAUAGGCAACUAUAAAAUGGUUCGUUUAAGAUAA
This is a messenger RNA of Rotaria sordida, 360 nucleotides long. The record is from the annotation of a GenBank genome assembly. Lineage: Eukaryota; Metazoa; Rotifera; Eurotatoria; Philodinida; Philodinidae.